AAAAGUAAGAGUAGAGGAAGAAGAAGAAGGAAGAAUAAUGGGAGAUGAAUACCAACCUCAACGAAGAAUGCUAUGGAGCAACGCAGAGAGAAGAUGCUUAAACCUUCUCCAAUGCAAGACAAAGAGCGUUACCACCCUUCUUCAAAUUCACGCCUUCAUGCUGCGACACUCUUUCCACAACAACCUCAAACUCCUCACAGCUUUCAUAACCACCUGCGCCUCCCUCGCCGCCAUAUCCGCUACGCCUCAUCACGCGCUCGUACAACACGCGCGCAACUUCUUCGACCUCGUUCGCACCCGCGACACCUUCCUCUGCAACUCCAUGAUCGCUACUCACUUCGCGGCUCGCCAGUUCUCCGAGCCUUUCACCCUCUUCCGAGACCUUUGCCGCAAAACACCGCCUUUUACGCCUGAUGGGUACACCUUCACUGCGCUCGUGAAGGGUUGCUCGGCUCGUGUGGCCAGGUGGGAGGGUUCGCAGCUUCACGGGGUGAUUUUAAGAAACGGGCUUUGCUUUGAUUUGUACGUGUCAACUGCUUUGGUGGAUAUGUAUGUGAAGUUUGGGAUUUUGGAUAAUGCGAAGAAGGUGUUUGAUGAAAUGUCUGUAAAGAGCAGGGUUUCGUGGACCGCGGUUAUUGUGGGGUAUGCGAGGUGUGGGGAUAUGGAUGAGGCUAGGAGGCUUUUCGAUGAGAUGGAGGAUCGGGACGUUGUUGCUUUCAAUGCAAUGAUUGAUGGGUAUGUAAAGACGGGAUGUGUGGGUUUGGCGAGGGAGUUGUUUGAUGAGAUGGAGGAGAGGAACGUGGUUUCUUGGACUAGUAUGAUUUCUGGGUAUUGUGGUAAUGGUGACGUCGAAAAUGCUAGGUUGAUGUUUGACGUUAUGCCGGAUAAAAAUUUGUUUACUUGGAAUGCCAUGAUUGGAGGCUAUUGCCAGAAUAGAAGGUCUCAUGAAGCGUUGGAGUUGUUUCGUGAGAUGCAGACGGUGUUGGUGGAGCCAAAUGAGGUAACUGUUCUGUGUGUUCUUCCCGCUGUGGCUGAUUUGGGUGCUUUGGAUUUUGGUGGUUGGAUUCACAGGUUUGCCCAAAGGAAGAAGUUUGAUAGGUCUGCUCGUGUUGGCACUGCUUUGAUUGAUAUGUAUGCAAAAUGUGGUGAAAUUAUGAAAGCGAAAUUGGUUUUUGAGGAGAUGACUGAGAGGGAAACGACUUCGUGGAAUGCUUUGAUAAAUGGUUUUGCUAUCAAUGGCUGUGCCAAGGAAGCAUUGGAGGUGUUUGCAAGGAUGAUGGAAGAAGGGUUUAGACCAAAUGAGGUAACUAUGAUUAGUGUACUAUCUGCUUGCAACCAUUGUGGUUUGGUGGAGGAAGGAAGAAGAUGGUUCAAAGAAAUGGAGAGAUUUGGAGUCGUGCCUGAGAUUGAGCAUUAUGGUUGUGUAGUUGACCUUCUAGGAAGAGCUGGAUGCUUGGAUGAGGCUGAAGAAUUAAUUCAAGCCAUGCCUUACGAUGCUAACGGGAUAAUACUGAGUUCUUUUCUCUUUGCUUGUGUUUACUUCAAUGAUGUAUCAAGGGCAGAGAAAGUGCUUAAAAAGGUGGUGAAAAUUGAUGAGGAUGUUGCGGGAAACUAUGUGAUGUUGAGAAACAUGUAUGCUACGGAGCAAAGGUGGAGAGAUGUGGAGGGUGUUAAACAAAUGAUGAAGAAAAGAGGAACAAGUAAAGAGGUUGCUUGCAGUGUCAUUGAGGUGGAUGGAAGCUUUAGAGAGUUUGUGGCUGGUGAUUACUUGCAUUCACAUCUGGAGGCUAUUCAGUUAACCUUGGGGCAGUUAAGCAAGCACAUGAAAGUUGAAAUAGUCAAUUAACAAUGGAAACACAAAAAGCUGAUUAAGGUUUUAAUAGCGUCUGGUCGCGCUUACAAGGAGAAUACACAGAGAUUCAUGGGAACUGCCACAGAGGAGAACUCCUUAAAUAUUCUACUGGAGUUUGUACCGGGUGGUUCUAUAUCUCAUCCCUUUUAGAGAAGUUUGGAUCCUUCCCCCAAUCCGUUAUAAGAAUGUAUACGAAACAGCUUUUACUGGGCCUUGAAUACCUCCACAAUAAUGGGAUUAUUCAGAGAUAUUGUGCCGUGCUUUUGCUUUUACUCUUAAUUCUAAAAGAUUAUCUUCCUUGGUGCCUCUCUUUAUCAUUUUGGUCAAUGUGCAUAGGGAGGCAACAUUCGGGUGCAUUAAACUUGCAGACUUUGGUGUAUCCAAGAAAGUUGUUGAACUGGCUAUACUACCAAUGGUGCAAAAUCAAUGAAGGGCACACCACAUUGGAUGUAUCCUGAAGUUAUUCUACAAACAGGACAUACAAUGUAAGUGUAUAAUACUAAAAAGAUUAGCAUCAUAGCACGGUCUAGUGUUUUCUAAAAUUCAUUUGUUUCAAUGAAUGUUUCUAAAAGGAUGGACAGGAAGGAAAGAUUUAUCUGUUUUGAAAGGUGGUUAUAGAGAAUUUCUCAGAUUGUAUUCAUAUUGAUAGUGAGGCUGCACUGUUAUUAUGCCAUUGUUUUGGAAUCGUCAAUUGAUGAACUAAUUUUUGAAUUGUGAAUCAUAGUUUGUAUCCAAUUGUAAGAUUUAGAGACAAAAUAUUAUAUAGAUUGAAUAUGGUGUUC
Molecule: messenger RNA, 2634 nt
Organism: Vigna unguiculata (cowpea)
Lineage: Eukaryota; Viridiplantae; Streptophyta; Magnoliopsida; Fabales; Fabaceae
Gene: AHG11
Product: Pentatricopeptide repeat (PPR-like) superfamily protein
Biological process (GO): RNA modification
Molecular function (GO): RNA binding; protein binding
Source: RefSeq, a predicted model, not a curated record